Molecule: messenger RNA, 522 nt
Organism: Aspergillus uvarum CBS 121591
Lineage: Eukaryota; Fungi; Ascomycota; Eurotiomycetes; Eurotiales; Aspergillaceae
Exons: 3
Coding region: 1-522 (173 amino acids)
Source: RefSeq, a predicted model, not a curated record
AUGGCAGACGCAAAUGUUGCUACGUCGCAGUUACCGGAUCAUACACCACUGAUGGUGCACACCGUGAGGGGCGUGAUUGGGGCCUCUACAUUCGCAGAUUUGUUAUACGUGCCUUUGGACUGGAUGACUACUUGGUUCUUCUUGCCCUGGUACGCAUUCUGCUUCUCCGACGGGAUCCCGCUUCUGGGAUUCCAGGAGAACUCCACGGACUAUACUUACGUCGGCGCCGUCCCCCUCAUCCUGAUGAACCUAGAGUACGCACUAGGCCUGAUCAGCGGAUCUCUGCCUUCGCUGCGCGUUCUCGUCCGGUUCAUUCCCGGCCUCAACAGCAGCAAGAGGAGUACGUAUCCGACCCAGGAGUGGGAAUUGAGUGAGCCGGUGGAAUAUCGCUUCGGUGGCCGUCCGCGCUGGAUGCAUCGACCACGGGGCGGGGAUGCGAAGAGUAUCGAGAGCGAGAGUCGGCGGCAGAUUCUGGAGGUACAGGAGAGUCCCCGCCCACUGGAGUCUGCGGGUUUCGGAUGA